AUGGCUUCACUUAAAAUUAUUUUUUCAUUUUUGGCCGUCGUGUUUUUGUUGUGUGUUCGUUCUGAAGCAAGAGAGUUUGCAAUAGACGGUGAAAAUAAUUUAUGUGCAGUUCUAUCUUCUGUUGAUGAGUUUAACAAAUGGGCUGAGAAAACUCAUUUUCAAAUUGGGGAUUCUUUAGUUCUGAAGUAUGAUUCCAAGACUAGCUCAGUGCUGGAAGUGACCGAAGAAGACUACAAAAUUUGCAACAACGCAAAUCCAAUAAAAUCACACCAUGGUGGAGAAGCUACAAUUUCGCUAGAAAAAUUAGGACCUUCUCCUCAUCAUCACCGUCACCACUACCAUACACCGGCGCCAGCCCCGACUAACAGUGCUACUGGUUUAAAGGUGGCAGUGGGGUUUAUUUGUGUGCUGGAAGUGAACGAGGAAGACUACAAAAUCUACGACAACGCUAAUCUAAUAAAAUCACACAAUGAUAGAGAAAAUCAGGCGAUGUCCUAG
This is a messenger RNA of Olea europaea var. sylvestris, 498 nucleotides long. Its product is annotated as early nodulin-like protein 3. The record is from RefSeq and is a predicted model, not a curated record. The transcript is spliced from 3 exons. Lineage: Eukaryota; Viridiplantae; Streptophyta; Magnoliopsida; Lamiales; Oleaceae. Bases 1 to 498 code for a protein of 165 amino acids. Gene Ontology annotation, molecular function: electron transfer activity. Gene Ontology annotation, cellular component: plasma membrane.